Mesorhabditis spiculigera is the source of this 378-nucleotide messenger RNA. NCBI's taxonomy places the organism in Eukaryota, Metazoa, Nematoda, Chromadorea, Rhabditida, Rhabditidae. The record is from the annotation of a GenBank genome assembly.
AUGUCGUGGGCCGAGUACGUGAACACAUCGUUGGUCGGUACGGGUGCCGUUUCGAAAGCAGCAAUCUGCGGCUUCGACGGUUCCGUCUGGGGCAAGAGCGACAAUUUUAACAUCGGCGCCGAGGAGGCAGCAGCAGCCGCCCGUGGCUUUGCCAACAAGGACGCCCUCCUCGGCACUGGCCUGAAAUUCGAAGGCCAAAAAUAUGUGAUCCUCCAGGUCGACGAUGAGCGAAUUAUCGGCAAGAAGGGAACAAACGGAUUUUUCGUCUACAAAACCAACCAGGCCGUGAUCAUCUCGAUCUACGAGGACGGCGUGCAGCCGGAAGCCUGCUCGCAGGCAACGGGAAAGCUAGCCGACUACCUCAAGCAGAAUAACUAU